GUCGCCGCCGCGAGAGCGCGCUGGUGCCCUUCCAACAUUGGCUCUUGGGCCUGAAACUGAGUCAAGAUGGUGCGCUACAGCACUGACCCCGAGAACACAACCAAGUCGGCGCGAGCCAAGGGAUCCAAUCUGAGAUGCAGUUUCAAGAAUACAUGCGAGACUGCCAAUAACAUCAAGAAGAUGCCCCUUUCUCGUGCUGUGCGUUACCUGAAGAAUGUUAUUCGUAAGAAGGAAUGUGUACCCUUCCGCGUCUUCAAUGGUGGUGUAGGCAGGUGUGCCCAGGCUAAGGCCUGGAAGACUACCCAGGGAAGGUGGCCCAAGAAGAGUGCCCGCUUCCUCCUCGAUCUUCUAAGGAAUGCUGAAAGCAAUGCCCAGUACAAGGGCCUCGAGGUUGAACAGCUGGUGAUUGAGCACAUCCUGGUUCAGCGUGCCCGCCAGAUGCGUCGCCGCACAUAUCGUGCUCACGGUCGUAUCAAUCCCUUCAUGUCUUCACCCUGCCACAUUGAGGUGAUUCUUGCUGAAAAGGAACAAGUUGUUUCCAAGGCACAGGAUGAACCCAUUAAGAAGAAGGUUUCCAAGAAGAAGCUUGCUCGCCAAAAACUCAUGGCUGCCAGGGAAUAACUUGUAACUUCACAAUAAAGAAAAAAAGACUGUGUUUGUUUGACUUCCCUAAUCAGUUCUAACACCCCUUUUUGGCUAAAAUUUUCAGAUUUACUUUGUACCAAUCAGUGUUAUUAGAUGGGAGAUCUUGGACACAUUGUGAAGGUAAGCAACUUGUUUAGUCUUUUUGCGUGACUUUAUAAGCAUAUUUACAUUAUGAACAUAAGAUGAACCAAAGUGUUCUUGUACACAAACUAAUGACUAGGUUUUUUUUCUGGCAAUGUCCAGACACUGGGCACUACAUGUAGCGGAACUUCCCGCUCCACAUGUUCUAGUGUGUUGCUGCUUGUUUAGUCGUACCCUGCAGACCAAGUGGUUUAUUGUGACCUGUCGGGAUGGGGUUAAUGUUCAGAUCUCUUGCUCCUUUUACUUGGAGGUUUUGAUUAGUUCAAUUAAAUAGAUUUGUUGAAAAGUAGGACCCCUCCCCCCUGCUAUAUAUGGAGGAGAAAACCUUGGAUAAACCAGAUAAUGUGUAACCAUUGCACAAUAGUAUUUUGUAUAUAUUGGACUUUGUCUGAAUGGAAUUUCUUUUCAGGCAAAUACUAAUAGGUCUUAGGAAUUGCCUAUACCUUUCAACAGUAGAACAGCAAUUCAAAGUGGAGACCACUCUUCAAUUGCCUUGAAGGUGGCAGUUGUUAAUUGGAUUAACAAGAUAAUUCCAAAUGAAAAUAUAAUUAAAAUUAAUAAACUUAAUCCAGGGAAGAGAGUGGAUUUAACAGUAUUCAAGAUAUUUGCUGAACCUCAACAGGAAACUAAUCAACCAACAAUAAUAGAAAACCAAUCCUCAGGCAAUUAUGGUGACUGGUGAUACUAAAGGGGAAAUAUGCUUGCCCCUUUACCAGUAAGAGUUCGGAAGAGCCAAAAGACGGUUGUCUUGUCUGCCAUUGUGAGCAGUAUUCUCAUUUUUUCAAGUCUAAAGGAGGAGUUAAAUGGCAAGAAAAAACAAAUAAGGUAACCACUUGUACCUUUAAGCCAUUAAGAUUGUGGUUGUAUGUUGAAGAAAUUAAAAUGGAGAUUGCUUGAAUGUGGCAGCUGUGAAAAGGAUAUCCUGUUAUAACUUCAAAUAUAAUUAGCAUUGUACAGAUUUAUCCACUUGAUACAGUCAACAUAUUCAACAGAGAACUCGAGGUAACCAAUGGUGCUCCAAGGAAAUCCACACUGCCAUAGUUACAGUAAAACUUGCCAAUUCAAAAUGAAAAAUAUUUUUGGGUUGUCUGGAAAAGAUGGCCAUGGGUGAACACCAUUGUUUAUGAAAUUAAUGAGCAUUAUGCAAGUUGAGGAAAUUGUUCCAGAGAACUGAGAAGCUUCUACAAAAGACAACCAGUGAUACACCAAGGAAAUGCACUCCACCAUAGUGCCAGUAAAAGAUGCAGUUUGAAAUGGAGAAAAGAAUACCUUUGGGUUCUUUGGAAAAGGCAGCAAUGAGUGAACAAGAUUAUCCUCUUAUUAAAUUUGAAAUUUAAUGAACAAUAUACAA
Penaeus indicus is the source of this 2137-nucleotide messenger RNA. It is a transcript of the gene RpL17, whose product is annotated as large ribosomal subunit protein uL22-like. The record is from RefSeq and is a predicted model, not a curated record. Gene Ontology annotation, biological process: cytoplasmic translation. Bases 67 to 621 code for a protein of 184 amino acids. Gene Ontology annotation, cellular component: ribosome; cytosolic large ribosomal subunit. NCBI's taxonomy places the organism in Eukaryota, Metazoa, Arthropoda, Malacostraca, Decapoda, Penaeidae. The transcript is spliced from 14 exons. Gene Ontology annotation, molecular function: structural constituent of ribosome.